Molecule: messenger RNA, 1545 nt
Organism: Daldinia decipiens
Lineage: Eukaryota; Fungi; Ascomycota; Sordariomycetes; Xylariales; Hypoxylaceae
Product: coiled-coil domain-containing protein 55-domain containing protein
Exons: 1
Coding region: 197-1417 (406 amino acids)
Biological process (GO): regulation of alternative mRNA splicing, via spliceosome
Source: RefSeq, a predicted model, not a curated record
CAUGUAUUUAUCGUUUGAAUGGAGGUAGGUAAUCUUAUCUAAUCCGAAUUGCUAUCCUUUAACCUAGCGUCUACUUUGUACAUAGGUACAUAGCUGGUAGGUAAUACCUUAGUGGACCCUCCGCGCCACCUUUCUAAAGGCAGCUUCACCACCGACUGGAAUACCCUUUCAUACACAAAGGUUGGACAUCGCAAAUAUGAGUAAACCAGGGCUAUCAUUUGGCUUAAACCUCGCUAAGAAGCCUGGCGCUUCGAAACCUGCUCUCCCGAAAAGGAAACCAAUGUUUGGCGAUGAUGAUGGAUCAGACGACGAUGCGAACGGUUCAGCCGAUGGUCCUCAAGCUACCGAGAUAUCAGAGCUAGACGACUUUACAACAGUAUCAUCUGGCCAUCAAUCAAAUAAGAAGCCCCCUCCAAAGUUGAAAAAUGGUCUACCUACCAAAUCUUUGAACGGCAAGAGCAAAAAACCCCAAAUUUCCAUGUUUGGAGAUCUGUCGAGCUCCUUAGAGUCGCGUAAACACCAACAAGCCGCUGAGGAGUUGGAUCCAUCGAUAUACGAUUACGAUGCGGUCUACGAUUCCCUAAAGCCGGAGAAGAAGGCUACAGAAGAAGAUAUUGAGCGCAAGCCCAAGUACAUGAAGAACUUGAUGGCAUCUGCCGCCGUACGGAAACGCGACGCCCUAAUUGCCGAAGAGAAGAAGAUCGCACGAGAACGGGCGGAAGAGGGCGAAGAGUACGCGGACAAGGAGAAGUUUGUCACGGAAGCAUACAAGAAACAACAAGAGGAGAACAGGCGCAUCGAGGAAGAGGAGCGCAGGCGCGAGGAGGAGGAAGCUAAGAAAAAUAAAGGUGGUGGCAUGACUGCAUUCUACAAGGAUCUACUAGAAAGGGGCGAUAAACGACACGCUGAAGUUAUCAAGGCGGCGGAAGAGCGCGCAAAGACCGGGCCAAAAGAGGACAAAGACGUGUCAGAAGAGAAAGUCAAGACGGACGCAGAUGUGGCAAGAGAAAUCAACGAGAAAGGCGGUAAAAUUGCUAUCAACGAAGAUGGCCAAGUGGUGGAUAAACGCGAGCUGUUGAAGGGAGGUCUCAAUCUGGGCGCACCAAAGCGACAAGAUCCCCGAAAAGAGACGGGCAAGGGCUUAGAUCGCAGGGACGACCGGGGCCAAUCUCGCAACUUUGUCGGUUCUGGCGGCAAGCAAGCGAUGCGCGAAAGGCAAUCUCGCAUGCUCGAGGCGCAAUUGGAACAAUCUCUUAAGAGAUCUCUAGCCGAGGAGGAAGAGGAGAGGCAAAAGGUCGAACGCGCGUCCAAGAGCCGCAAGACAGAGACCGACGUCUCGAGCGCGCGCGAGAGAUAUCUGGCACGUAAGAGAGAGGCCGAAGAAGCCAAGAAGAAAGCUGCCGCAGAAACGUCGUGAGCAGAGUGCCCGUGUCCACAUUAUCCUAUUCGAAAUGGGAUAUCCUCCGUCAUGAUAUAGUGGCCUUGAUAAUAUUGUACAUUCUAUGCAUCCGCUGUCCCGACCCUACCGUGAGAAUGCCCCUCCAU